Messenger RNA from Tribolium castaneum (red flour beetle), 10039 nucleotides. RefSeq names its product intermembrane lipid transfer protein VPS13A. The transcript is spliced from 23 exons. Bases 159 to 9992 code for a protein of 3277 amino acids. The record is from RefSeq and is a predicted model, not a curated record. Gene Ontology annotation, cellular component: extrinsic component of membrane. Lineage: Eukaryota; Metazoa; Arthropoda; Insecta; Coleoptera; Tenebrionidae. Gene Ontology annotation, biological process: protein retention in Golgi apparatus; protein targeting to vacuole.
CCCCAAAACACGGCCGUCACAACGAUAUCGAUUUAAAAGUGGGUGCCAAGCUGACGUAAGAGUUGCUUUCACAACUGCUAAACCAAACCAUUCGACAUUAAAAAUCAGCCUAAAUCAAUAGUUUUCCCUGAUAUGAUUUAAAAAAACACCUCGACAAGAUGCUCGAAGGGGCCGUAGCGAGACUCCUGAAUCAUUUAUUGGGCAAAUAUGUGGUGGACCUUGACACUGAAAACCUAAAUGUUGGAAUAUUUUCAGGACAUGUGCAGUUGACUGAUUUGAAAUUAAAAACAGAGGCUUUGUACGAGUUAGGUCUUCCAAUCGAAGUCAAAGCCGGCACUGUUGGAAAAAUAUGGCUGCAGAUACCCUGGACGUGUCUGUGGAGCCAACCAGUUCUGGUCAACAUCGAGGACUUGCACAUUAUUUGUGGUCCCUUGCUCUCAGACCAACCUUUCGAUGCCGAAAAAAACAAACGGCUGAUUCGAGCAUUUAAGCGCAAAAUUUUGGCUGAUUUGGACACCGAAAGCCACAUUAUCGGCGGCCCCAACUCUUUUUCCGAACAUUUAGUUACAAAUAUCUUGAAUUGUUUGCAAUUUAGUGUUACUAACGUCCACAUCAGAUACGAAGACGUAAUUAGCUAUAAAACGCCGAUUUCGGCCGGUUUGUGCAUUGGGAGUGUCACAGCGGAAACGACAAAUAGUAAAUGGAAGCCCAACAAACCUGAAACUAACAGCAACACAUGCUACUACCUAGUCAAGCUUGAAACGCUGUCCGCUUACUGGAACUCGGACUCGAAAUUGUCAAAGUGGAAUCUACCCUCGGAAUAUUACGUUUGGAGGAACGCCAUGUCGAACAGUUUGCAAAAUUUUUCAAUCAACGACGAGAAUUUCGAAUUUGUUCUGAAGCCAAUGACGACUAAAAUAAAAAUAACGAUGAACAAAUCUAAUAUUGGAAAUAUCGGCAAAUGUUUAAUUGAUGUGAUAGUGCAAGACUGUAAUUUACAAAUUUCCAAGGAACAAUACGACGCAAUUUUGGCAGUAAGCGACUCCCUGAAACGUAUUUUAAUCAGUUGGGAUUUCCUGGCCUCACGGCCGCACGAAACAAUUUUAGGAAACACUAAAGCUUGGUGGAAGUACGCCUAUUUUGCGGUUUUGGACCAAAGAAUUCGCCCCUAUUCUUGGAAAAAAAUUAAAAAUGUUAGAGAUUAUUACCGCGGAUACGUGCAAACCUACAAGCAGAUUAUUCUGAAUCCGAACGAUACGGAAUUGAAGCUAGAUUUGCAAAAAUAUGAAGACAAUUUAUCCGUUAUUAAUGUUGUGAUAGCAAGGCAACAUGCACGCCUUUUGGUGCAAUCGCGUAGUUUAAGCGAGAAAAAUUUCUGGUCAAUGUUACCCUCACCUGAACGUACUUUGCUGUGUAAAAAAAUCGGGUUCUACGAUAAAAACUGUGACCAGUUACAGAUAGAUCAACAGUAUAAUCUACGAAUGGGUAAUUUUAGCUUGUCGCUGACACACGAUUCCAAAGAAAUUUUUCUUCUAACUCUAACUCAGACGAAUUUCAACUUCCACCCAAAUCAAUUGGAAGACACUUUUAAGGCACUGGUUAAAAUCGAGGGCUUGAUUUUGGAAGGUUCAAACGAAGACGAACAAUUAAUCUCGAUCCUGGCCUCCGAGCAUCUUAGUACAAGUCCGGCGUAUUUUUUUAAAGCAGAAUUGGAAAAAAUGCCGACAAAUUCAAACGCUUCACAUAAAUUGAAUCUAGCUUUAGAUUCGGUCGAGUGUUUGUAUAACCAACAAUUUUUCGACGACCUUUCCAAGUGGCUAGAUAACGAAUACUUGACACAAACGUCCCUUUUCAGCGAAAUUAAUGACUGCCCACAGACAAUACGUAGUUUCUUCGACGAAAAGUUGCAACAAAAGUGGGACUUGACCCUUAGUAUUAAAAUCCCGUUCAUGGUGAUACCCGAAUUCGGGUCUUUCCUAAAAGCAGAUAAUAUUCUAGUCGUGGAUUUAGGCCGUUAUUUAGUCACGACGGAACUUUGCCAAAAUAGUGACUUAAUCGAAAACGCGACUCAAAUGGAAAUGGAAGAACAGCUCUACUCGAAAUACCACAUCGAAUGCACCGACAUGCAGGUCCUUUUUUGCCAAAACUCCGACAACUGGAAGGACGAAAGGAAGGAAAAAGACACCGACUUGCACAUAAUCCCCAAAACGGCCUUUUCCGCCACGUACGCCUGUUGCACUCGAAUCGAAAAAACCAUCCCGAGAUAUAAAUUCAACAUCAAUUUCCCCACCCUUAAAUUGAAUUUAUCGGAGCGGAAAAGCGGCCAAAUCCUCAAGUUUUUCACAAACAAUGGGAACUACCUAGAAAGGGGGAAGCCAAACCCGCGACCAGAAACCGAUUUUUAUGAACACAAAAUCAUCCAAAGCUACAAUCUCAAGUAUUUGUCCAGUGUCGAGUCAAAGGUUUCGAUCAAGGACAAUUUCAUCAAAAUUAAGCGAGGGAAAGUCGACAAGAACCAACUGAAUAAAAUCGAGAAAUGUGCCGAUAAUGUUAAAAAAGAGGACAUGAACGAGGCUUGGGCCCGCUACGUGGAUUUGCCCGGCUUAGAGGACAAUAUUUCGCCCAAUAACAACAUAACAGUGCUCCUUAGAUUCAUCAUCAAUGAAUUCACUCUUGUCUUCUCAAGAUCAAGCGAUAGUACCGACCGCCAGUACCUAAUGUUCCGACUCGGGCUUUUGACCACAGAUGUGGCCCUAAUGACUUAUGGGCCAGCUUACCAAAUCUCAGUCAACAGUGUUUUACUAACGGAUAAAUUGCACACAACACCCAGUGGACAAUAUUUGGAUUUAGUCCAUAGCCCAUUUCCCAGCACUGUUGACGUUAUCACAAUCCUGUACAGGAAAGUUAGCGCGAGUUGUCCCGACUUUUGGAGCCACUUUCACGGUGUUGAGACCUCACUAGUGGCCGACUUCGGAACCAUCCACUUGUUACUCCACCAGGAAGCUAUUCAUACCCUCGUCAAAUACUCGAAUUAUUUGUUCAAUAAACUUAAACUACAAACGCCUUUGUCAAUCCGUGACGCUGCGUUGAAAUCGUUGAAAUUGAUCAAUAAUGUCUUGCAUCAGCAACCAGUGACUCCCGUUCCUCCAGGAUCGGUCAAAUUCUCUCAUUCGGCGAGAUUCGCAGAUGUGAACGUUCGAGUGUGUGACUCUGAUUUUGACAUCAUCAACAUACAGUUAUCAGGACUCGAAAUGGAUUUCCUGUUCAGGGCUAACGAGCGAUUUGUGUUCAGGUCAUACUUGAGUAACAUUAACGUGGAGCACUUGUCCGAAGUCACACUUUAUAGUAAAGUGUUAUCAACCGAUGAGGAUAAAGUUUUCGAGCUCAAAUACGUCCGACAUGCCUCUCACAUUAACCAGAAUGAGAUUUCAAACCGGGAGGAGAUGACCACUGGCGGCAGUUUCAAGUUCCAACUCGGACAAAUCCACCUAACUCUCUUGUAUAAAUUAAUAGUGCAAAUCCAACGAUUUGUCACAAAUUUGGAGGCCGUCCCUUACAUAAAUAACAUAAUAGAGUACCUCUACAAUGCUGUAACUACAGUCACUGACACACUAAAAGCCAACACAAAAAUCCACCUUGCGAUAAACGUCUGUGGCCCGAUCCUGCUCUUCCCCCAGAAAUCCUCAUCCCCCAAUGUAAUGAUAAUCGACACUGGCGAACUCCACGUGGAGAACUUCUUCAAGGAGUACAACAGCGACACCAUGGAGAACAUUUUGAUCAAAUGGACCGGCACCACGAUCACUCGGGGCGUAAUGACCCUAAUACCGUCCCUCGAAAUGCAGGAAACCCUAAUCGAGCCAAUAAACCUCAACUUCGACAUCAAACGUUACACGAAUAUCAAAAGCGCGCAGAAGUUCUGGGACAUCGACGGGGCUCUGGACCCCAUCCAGGUCACCCUCGGCCAAAGAGACAUCUCCACGAUCUUAUCAAUCUACAAAGACAACAUUGGCGAGGGCAAAAUCGUCGACCUUUUCCCCGUCCAGAUCAAAUCGCCCCUCACUUCCGCAAUCACCGACGAGACGGUUAAAACCCUCGAGGCGUUUUUCUGCGAACCUAAGCAGAAAAACAUAGUCGCGAAAUUUUCGCUCGACGAAAUCACGUUGUUGCUGUUUUUCGAUUCAGGGGAGUUGCUAAGUUCGCCGAUUCGUGACUUGAACCACGGCUUGUGCAAGUUUAAAGUGUCGGAAGUUAACACAACUUUCACGAUUUAUACUGACGGGAGUCUGGAUGGGAAAUUGUCGGCUGAUGGGAUUCUGGUUGAGGAGAUCGGGCCCGAUGCCAACAUUUACGAUAAGAGGAUUCUCCAGUCGCCGGUUGAUGAUAACAAGAAUAAUAACUGUAAUAUUACGAUAAAUCGGGCCCCGAUUGUGGAUAUCACGUUCCAUCAGAACAAAUCGGGGGAUAAUUCGGCCGAUGUGAUCAUUGGCAGGUUGAGUUUGAGUUUGUCGGUGCCGUUCUGCGAGAAACUGGCCCUUUUUGUGCUUGAGUGUCUUCCGAAGGACAAUUCCGACAUCGGGAUUGUGAAUCACGGCUAUGAGUGUGACACGCAUGAGGAGAAAGAAUACGCAGCGAGUCUCACAAUUUCGCUGAGGAUUAACAAGCCGGAGUUUAUAUUCGUUGUGGAGACCACGUCCAACAAAAAACGCUAUUUCAUCACCCACACUGAAAUUUUGUCAGACUAUUCCAGACACGGAAAUCGGCUAAACCUAGUCGUGUCUUUAUCAGGACUACAUUCUCUCUUUUACGACAUUGGCGUGCAAUCUAACGAGCCUUACGUCAUACUGAAACAGUGCGAUGUUGAAUUUUCCAAGUGUUAUUCCGAAGAGAAAGGCAAGAAAAUCAUCGCGUCCAUAUCCUCGGUCUACGUGCAGAUUUGCAGCCGAGUCGUCCACUCCCUAAGCGACAUCCUGAACGACAUCUCCGAACACUUCAAAGUGCCUGAGCUUGAACCCCGAGACGCUGUUACCAAACUCGAGGAAGAGCUAUGGGAGUCGAAAAAAAUGGACGAUUUCGUGCAACCAAAACCCGACUCAACUCUCGAUAACAAACUAGUGGCCAAAGAAGUCGAAUUGCAUGAAAUCCUCCUCGUCCCGAAAUUCGACAUUGUGCUGAUUUUCGAACUGGAGGACACGCAAGUGCUUCUGGUGAAGUCAACAAUGGAGGUGACGGUCUACGACUGGUCCUCGCUCCUAAACUGCACGUGCGAGGUGACAAUCCAAGCCAAUUACUUCAACGAGAACCUGCAAGUUUGGGAGCCGGUGGUCGACCCCGUGGUCAUAGACGAGAAGGAGUACAGACCAUGGGACGUCCUGGUCAAGAUUUUCCAGGAUAAGUCGUUGCCCAUGUUGAGCAGUCUGGACCAAAAGUCGCGGAACGCCACCCGGGAGAAGAAAAGUACGCCCACCACGACCGAAGACGAGGAUUCGGGAGAGGACAUGAUGUACCUCGAGCCGAUCAACCCGCUCCACAACCGCCACAACAGGAGGGUCAAGACAAGUCUCUCCACAUUUCUGGACGACUCGGAUUCGGAAAAUGAGGACGGGGCGAUGGAAAAACUCGCCGCCGCGAUUUCAGACCUAUUCACCGGCGAUUGGAACGAAAGCGAAGACAGUGACUACAUCCACUCGAGCGACAACGAAGACGAUUCGGACGACAAUGUCAAAAGGAAAUCACAAGACGAUAAAAUGAGCCAAUUUGCGAGCUACACGAAAUCGACUUAUGUCCUGAUUGACGCAAAGGAAGUCCUAAAUGUGACCAUAACCCCGACUUUUCUCAAAGUUAUGAACGAACUUUUAACCAUCUACUCGAACAAAACCCUCUCGGUGAUCACCAACAAGAAAACGAUCAACCUAACGAACGACAUUGGCCCGCAAUCGAAAGUCGAGCUCUAUGAGAAGAAAAGUGUAGAGAGUUACGAGGAGGACGCGCUGAUUUGCGUCAAAACCUUCGAAAACCAGGACUCUGUGCCCAACAGUCCCAGCAAAAGCGUUUACUACGUCUCGGAUUUUUCAGAGGACGUGAAUGAGGAUAAAGACAGCACGCAAGGGGAUGUGUUUAAGGCCGACUUGGAGAACAAUUACGACUUUGCGACCAUGUCGAGCCUGCAGUUCCCCUCAGAAACGACUCCGCAACUGUACGACAAAAUCAACGCUCAUUUUAUGCGAGUUUUCAUCCCGAAUUGUACCCCUAUUCAGACGAAUUGUUCGAAACGAGCUUGGCAAAAGCUUAUGAGACUGCACUCGACUAUCCCAGGCCAGAAGUACUACCUUGCCGCCAAACACACGAUAAGCAAAUCGGGCAGAAACGUUGUCAUAAGCUCGCCGUUACAAAUCAAAAACGAGACUUGUUUUGCCUUGAGUGUCUUAUACCAACCGUCGGUUUUGCAACAGUUGAAUUUAGAGCCGGUGGGCGACGUCACAAAUCCCUUUGAGACAACUAUGAGGAUUGCAGUUUUGGAAGCGCACGAGCAUUACAAUGUGCCGCUCUAUAUCGCCUACCAUUGCAAGCUUUUUAUCCAACCAGCUUAUGCCGAGGGACAUUACACCUCCGACUGUGGAAUUUGGUGGAAGGAUUUAGCCACGGAGCUCGACAUCGCGCAUAAUUUGCACUGCAGGCCGCGAACUGACUCAAAUUUGGAGGUUUUUUCGUUGCGGGUGAUGCUGACCCGAAACUUGGACAUACCAAACUCUCAAGCGCACACUGUUCCGAACUAUGUCAUACAUUUAUUGCCCCCGUUAAUUUUCCAUAAUUACCUCCCUUACUCGCUCGAAGUCGAAAAUGUCGGCUUGAAACAACUGAUUAAAAUCGAACCCGGGGAGAAAAAGAGUGUCUACUCGUUGGAUUUGUCCAAAGAUCAGAAACUACUAAUCCGAGUCAAGUAUAAUUUACUCACUUGGAGCGGAAUUUUGAAUUUUACAACGUACCUCGACGAAAAAAUCGUAGUUUUGUCGUCAGACAGUAAAGAAAUCAAACACUUGGCCAUCAACACCAAAACGGAUCGCGAGGGAAGCUGUAACAUGUUUUUUUACACCCCGUACUGGAUUAUUAACAAAAUUGGAUUGCCGUUACAAAUCAAAGCCUCAGCGACGAACACAGUCUAUGACAGUAACUCCGAAGAUAUCCUUCUUUUCACGUAUAAAAGACACGGAAAGCAAACUUUGAGCGUGAAAGUUUACGACUCGAAUUGGUCAAACGAAUUCGGGCUAGAGUGUGCCGGAACCACCGGUUUAAUAAUUUGCAAGGACAACGAACGAAAGAAGAAAUAUUUGUUCUUUUUGUCCAUCAAACUGUCACAAAUGUGUCCAAGAUUGACGAAAAUCGUUACUCUUUUGCCCACUUUUCUCAUCACCAAUAACACUAACAAAAAAUUGAGAUUUAUGGAACACAAUGAGAAAACCGAUCUCUGGAUCGACUUGGAGUCGUCCCAAACUGUGACUUUCUGGCCUGAAACCUCCUCAAUGCAAAUGUACGUCAAAUACAGGGACAGUAAAGUGAUUUCGCAGGCUUUUAAUUUCGCAACUCCGAAUUCAACAGUCCUCCGUAUGGAUAAGGGAGGAGCUUUGAAAGUUGAAGUUACGGGAGGCAUAAGUGACUCAUUCCGUGUCACGUUUUACGAGUAUAAGCCAGGCGACGCCCCCGUUUUGGUCAAAAACUACUGUCCCGACCUAUUUUUGAAGAUCCAGCAGCAGGACCAAAGCCAGGUCACUUUGCUCAGCCCUUACAAUUCCCUCUUGUACACUUGGGAUGACCCAACAAGGAUCAGGAAGCUGGCUUGGAACGUUUACAACAAUAAAGGAGCAGGAUUUGUCCUUGACAUUUGCAAGGACUCACACGGAGAGGAGAAAAUUCUCUUCCACAGCGUCACACCCACCACUAGUGUGACCAUUUCGUCGAGCGAGGACUCGGAUAGUUCCGACAGUGUUAAAACAACAAUGAAUAAAAAAGUCCGAAGGGACAAAAUCGUGAUUUACUGGCUUUGCUACGCCGACGGGCUUCAAAGAACGCUGCUCUUCACCCAAGAAUCGCGGAUUUAUAACACGGUUUUGAAACACUAUUUUUUGGAACAUUGCGACUUGGAGUGUUUAGUCUCGCUCUGCGGUGUCGGAGUUUCCCUUUUCACGUCCGAAAAUGCGAAAAAAGAGCACGUUUAUGGCUCGCUUGUUGACAGUCCGGCCAUUUGGGAAGUGAACGUUGGCCAUAAAUGGAAAACUCUGACUUUGGAAUUGGCUUCGUGGAUCGAGGAUAAGUACAAGUUGCAUUACAAGAAAUGCCAGUUGCGGGAUUACAUACACAUCGAUUUUGAAAAAAUGUACAUGUUGAAGCCUUUCUUCGCCGAAUUGAAACGCACGUACACGCCUGCGGUUUAUCUCCAGUACAGGAAGUCCAAAAAUUACAAUCAUUUCAAUUUCAAACUAAACACACUGCAGAUUGAUAACAAGGUCAAUAAUACGAUUGUUUUGUACCCACUUCCAGGGAAUGUCACAAAAGGAUUGAACUCUUUCAUCGACGUCAAUGUUUUGAAGUGUUUGGCGAAAGAUUGCGAUAUUUACAGACACAUCAAAGUCAAUAUUAAGGAUUUCUAUUUGAACAUCGAAAACGAUUUGUUUGUGGAUAUUCGGGAACUUUUGGUGCAGUAUAAAAAGUUUUAUGAUGAGACUAAUAUUUCGUACGUUAAUGAUAUCAAGUCAAUCCAAGAUUUGACUCUUGUGCGGUCUAAAGAUCCCCAAACUGGUCGAAGUUUGAUCGAAUAUUUAAGUGUGAGCAGCUUCGAAAUCCAGUUACACAUCUCUAAUAAAACACAAUUGAUUUUAAAAAGCAGCAAACUGCCUUUGUGCAAAAUUUUGGACUAUUUGUUUCCCAUAAACAUUUCGCCCUAUAUGCCUCUGGAAGGCGUCCUUCAAAAGGUUUCAGCUAUCGAACAAACCAAUCUCUGCGACCACCUCUCCACAUGUCUGGAAAACCUACUCCAACAAAUAAUAGCGCAAUUUCUGCAACAGUACUAUUCCCACGUCCUCGGUUUGCAGGUUUUGGUCAACACCUUCGCCAUCCAACCUGCGAUUUUGUACCCGCAAAUCGAUUUGGAAAAAAUGUCAAACACGGUUUUGUACGGCUCGAGAUGUCUUUUGAGUCACAUUAACAUGUCUCCCGCGGCUUUAGAAGCUUGCGUUGUCGAUAUUUUCGCUCAUCAAACGAUUGAAAAUAUUCAGAGGAUCCGGAGACACGGCUCGUACCAAAAGUCGGAGGUGGUACCGAAAAUCAUAACUACGUCUUGUCGCAACUUCCACACCGGGGUUCCAAACGCAUUGAACCAAUUGAUUGUGAGAAAACAAAACGCUGGGAUUAAUUGUGACGGCGAAAUGUUCUUCAGAACGACCGGAAAAGCGCUGUUUUCCCUCAUGACGCGUCACCCUGACGAGAAAAGUGACAGUGUCGAAGUGGCCAAAGAGGCCUUGAGACGAGCCUCGAUUUUAGGGGAACCGAUUCGGAUUCAGCAACGUCUUACCAGAUAUUACAACCGAUAUUUGGGCCUUAAACCGUUGUCAGUGUACGAAUCUAUGGGACAGUAUUUGCUAGAAACUGUUGCUAAUUCUAGAUUUAUGAAAGACACCUACUGGUCGCAUGCUUCGAUUGAUAGAAGCGGCAAAUCAGUUUUGAUAGUUUCGCUACAGCACGUUGUACGAAUAAAUAAGUGCCGGCUUUGGGGACCGUGGGAUGUUGAGUGGGCUAUAGACUUGGAUGAUAUUUUAUCGAUGCCAAAAAUUACGUCUACCGAGCUUGUCUUUAAUAUGAGACAGAGCGAAAAUAAUACGAGAGAAUUGUUGUUGACUAUCAGCGGUGAUAAAGAAAUGCUAACUUGGAUCCACGAAAAAAUUGAGCAAGCUAUUAUAGUUAGUAUGGAAGAUAAAUCCUGGCCCGUUGCUGAAAAUCCAUAAUGUUACAUGUAUUUUCUGUAAAUGCUAUUAGAGAAAUAUUCACAAAA